UCAACCCUUGCCUUUCUUUUUGUGGUUGGACUACAUAUUUGUUCUAUCCUUCUUCUACAUUCUUUUCGCUACUUUCGAUAAGAGCGCUGGUAUCUUUGUGUGUAUUCAUACUACACCCACUUCGCUUUGACAGCCACCAAAAGUCGAUUGAAUUCGUACCAUCAACGCCAGCACACCCUUCCCUCCUUCAACAUGCGCUCUUACAUCUUCAUGGUCCUCGCGGCCCUCUUCGCACUUGCUUGUGCAGUACCAAUCACACCAUCAGCACCUCGACUUCAAAAACGGGCUGAGCAAUACCGACUACAGGGGUUGGCAGAGUUCCAAAUUGCUGAACGCCUUUCAUCUUCGGCGUCGUCAUUUGGCGUUGACCCUUGGCGGGCCCGCCUCAACAAGAAGUUGCACGCACUUCUAGACUCUCCAUCAACAGAUGAAGAGGAAAAGAUCACAAUCGAGGAGGACGCGGAAGAUUUCUCUGGCGAUAUUGCACCUGGUACUCUGGAAGCGCCCUCAGCUCUUCCCAAGGCUUUGAAGGAAGCCAGUAUGUAUGACAGGCUAUGUGCGAUGUUCCACCGCGCAGAAAGCAGUUUUGGGUAUGAGGGCAAGGAGUUGGAGCUGCGCCGACCUGAAGGAGUCCAAAACUGGAAGCAGUCUUUUGGAAGUUUCCGCCGUCGUCAUUAGAAUCAAUUACUUGGUCAUUUCUUCUCUAUCAUUUGAUCCGACUUGCAGUGAUGACAAUACUUGAAAUACUUAUUUUUUUCAAAAGAGAAAAGUAAAUGGCGAUUGAUACUCUGAUAUGCCGAUCAGAUCCGUGUCUAUUGCUACGCCCGCUCAUCAGUUUACCCACCCUAUAACUAUCAAGAUGAUGCCGUUUAACGCCAAGUCAUGUCCCAAAGAAAGAUGGUCAACAAUCAAACACCCAUAGUAAAGUCAUGCUCUAUGCCUGGUGUGACA
Molecule: messenger RNA, 951 nt
Organism: Bipolaris sorokiniana ND90Pr
Lineage: Eukaryota; Fungi; Ascomycota; Dothideomycetes; Pleosporales; Pleosporaceae
Exons: 2
Coding region: 193-678 (161 amino acids)
Source: RefSeq, a predicted model, not a curated record